Dermochelys coriacea (leatherback sea turtle) is the source of this 2703-nucleotide messenger RNA. RefSeq names its product RAB3A, member RAS oncogene family (gene RAB3A). Gene Ontology annotation, cellular component: plasma membrane; synaptic vesicle membrane; synaptic vesicle. Lineage: Eukaryota; Metazoa; Chordata; Testudines; Dermochelyidae. Gene Ontology annotation, biological process: protein localization to plasma membrane; protein secretion; regulation of exocytosis. The record is from RefSeq and is a predicted model, not a curated record. The coding region runs from base 531 to 1193 and encodes 220 amino acids. The transcript has 5 exons. Gene Ontology annotation, molecular function: GTPase activity; GTP binding.
CGGGCGGGGCUCGUGGCUGCACGGGAGGGGGGGCAAGCAGGGGGCUCGGUUCCUGCUGAAGGACGGAGGGUGGGGAGCUGGGUGCUUGGGGGCGCCCCUAGCAUGGCAGAGCAAUGGGGGGGCUGUGUGCACGACCCCCGUGGGUGAUGCAUGCGCACACACCUGCUCGCGGGGGGGUGCAUGGGUCAGCGUUCUGCAUCCAUUUCCGUUUCUAUCCGGCCUGGGGGAGAGAGCAAACGAGCUUCCGCUCUCCCCCCCCUUUCCACCUGCGCCGCGCAUCUGGCGGGGGGAUUGAGGGGAGCUGGGGUGCACGGGAAUUCCUCGGCCUCCUACCUGGAGUGGGGGUGAUGGGGCAUUUUAGGGAUUUGUAUAAAACAUAUUGAAGGGUCGUUUUUGGAGCGAAGGCUGAAUCUGUUCCAGUGAUUUGCCAGGCUCUGCAAAUGUGAUUUCUCAGCUGGUAACGUGGGGAAACAUAUGGAGGUUCAGGGAACCGAACAGGGUCACUGAAUAUUUCUCUCUCUCGGCCCUAGAUGGCUUCUGCUACCGACUCCCGCUAUGGCCAGAAGGAAUCCUCGGAUCAAAACUUCGACUACAUGUUCAAGAUCCUGAUCAUCGGGAACAGCAGCGUGGGGAAGACCUCAUUCCUGUUCCGGUAUGCUGACGACUCCUUCACUCCCGCCUUCGUCAGCACCGUGGGCAUUGACUUCAAAGUCAAAACCAUCUACAGGAACGACAAGCGCAUCAAGCUGCAGAUCUGGGACACUGCGGGCCAGGAGAGGUACCGGACCAUCACCACCGCCUACUACCGGGGGGCCAUGGGCUUCAUCCUGAUGUACGACAUCACCAACGAGGAGUCCUUCAACGCCGUGCAGGACUGGUCAACCCAGAUCAAGACUUAUUCCUGGGAUAAUGCACAAGUGCUACUGGUGGGUAACAAGUGCGACAUGGAGGAUGAGCGAGUUGUGGCAUCGGAGAGAGGGCGCCAGCUGGCGGAGCACCUGGGUUUUGAGUUCUUUGAAGCCAGCGCAAAGGACAAUAUCAAUGUCAAGCAGACAUUCGAGCGGCUCGUCGACAUUAUCUGCGAGAAGAUGUCCGAGUCCCUAGACACGGCAGACCCAGCAGUGACUGGUGCGAAACAAGGACCGCAGCUGACUGACCAGCAAGCACCCCCCCACCAGGACUGUGCCUGUUAGAGACUGCAGUACGGCCCCCUCUGCCCGCGUAGGCCACAUCACCCCUCCAAGUAACCAGUGCCCUAGUUACACUCAGUUGUGCUCCCACUUCAACACCCCAGUCACUAGGUCUGGUGGGAUGGCCAUAGUGAUGAGUUGUCUGUCCACUCUCAUCUCACAGGGUUUGAAAGGGCUCUGGCCACCCUCUCAGAGUCUGCAGGUUCCAUGGGGCAUCACCCCUCCCUUCCUGUGCCCUCCAGUUCUCCCACCUGGAAUGGUAGGAGGAACUUUUUUGUUGUUUGCUUUUAACUAUUUCCUGAUUGUGCCCCCUUGUUUAUAGAUAAUUAUCUGUCUUGCUGGAAGGGGGAAGGGAGGGGUUAAUUGCAGAAUCCUGCAUUAACCAGCUGACUCAGCUUGGCCAAUGUGUUCAUUAGCUUCCUUCCUUCCCAGCUAGAUCCCUGCUGCUGGGUGGUGGGAGGAGCCCUGCUUGGGGGGACAGCAGCCCUGCCCCAUGGAACCAGAGACCUGCUCCCUUCGCUGUAGUGCUACUGAGGGGGUGACGCGCUGGGGUUGCAUCUCAGUCAGCCGGGGGCGUGGGAGCGGAUGUGGAUUUUAACCUUGACGAUUCAAUCACUUUCUCAAUGGUAUCUAGACAAAAAGGCAUUAGUGCAGGUGGUUUGUUCUUCAUAGAGAUGUGUUCCAGCCCUGUCUUUACACCUCCCCUUAACUUGUUCUCCUUGCUAGCACAGAGGCCUUGGCUGAUGACGCUGGCUGGCUGGAGAGCUGCUUGACUUUCACUCCUCUGCUGCUCUGUUCCCCCCCACCAAGGAUGGCUAGUUCCUGACUAUUUGUAUAAAUAGAUGCUAAUUUAUGCUCCUGCUGUCUUCCUCCUUGUACAUAAAAACAACCUUCCUGUAAAUAGAAGUAGCAAGUGACCAUGGUGUGACAUGCUGUGCUGUGAUUGUGCAGAUGUAUUUAUUUUAUCAGUGUGGUAUGAACCUGCUUGUGAAUAUCACUUUUAAAUCCUAUUAUUUAAAAACAAAGCUGAGUAAGGGCCAAGGCACUCCUAUACCAAACUAGCCCCAGCCCGGUGGCGGACGACCAUUGGAAACCUCACGCUAGAGGAAAAGCUUCGAUGGUUUGCCUCAAGCAAAGAAACAAGCCACCGAACUGCUGCCCCAUUCCAUGCUGGGGGUGAGGUUGACACCCUGCCUGCCCCAGGAUGUUGCACUAGCAGCUGAAGGGUGCUAGUUUGCUACAGGCCUCGCUGUUCCUUGUCUGUUACUAUAGUAAUGUGUUAUUGUAGAGACUGUGAAGCAGUAGAUAGAAUUCUAUCAAUGCCCAAACCUGGUGCAUUGCUUCCCUCUAUUUAUUUUUCUUGGCAAACUCUCUGUAUUUCGCAGGUACACACAUCCAGCCUCCUGUUUUUGUGAUGUUUACUGUAAAAAUGUCAGAAGUGUCAAAGUAAAAUUUCCUAAAGAUCACUGUAUCCAAGAGCUGGUGUGAAGAAAUAAAUUAAUGCUAAUCACAA